Patella vulgata (common limpet) is the source of this 6030-nucleotide messenger RNA. RefSeq names its product nonsense-mediated mRNA decay factor SMG7. Gene Ontology annotation, biological process: nuclear-transcribed mRNA catabolic process, nonsense-mediated decay. Gene Ontology annotation, molecular function: telomeric repeat DNA binding; telomerase RNA binding; protein binding. The transcript has 24 exons. Gene Ontology annotation, cellular component: telomerase holoenzyme complex. The record is from RefSeq and is a predicted model, not a curated record. Lineage: Eukaryota; Metazoa; Mollusca; Gastropoda; Patellidae. The coding region runs from base 110 to 3211 and encodes 1033 amino acids.
AAUAAAAAUUGGGAAGGAAGUUAAAAAUAGGCAUUUUGUUUGACAACUUUCUAACUUUUAAUUCAACAUGUUUGUAAAAUAGUGGUACAUAUUUGAGCUCUGCCUCGCCAUGAGCUCAGUUUCUCAGGUUUUAAGGCAAGCAGAUUCAUUGAAAGUUACAGUUUCUGAUUCCAGUAAAAGUAUACCAGAACUAUGGGUGCCACGUCAAAGACUAGAGGAUCUUUACAAGAAACUUCUUUUAAUGGAUCUAGAAUAUGCACUGGAUAAAAAGGUUGAACAAGAUUUGUGGAAUCAUGCAUUUAAGAAUCAGAUAAAUAUACUUCAGGCUCAGACAAAAGAUAAACAGAAUACAAAAAGAGGAGAAAGUCAAGCUAGUCUUAAUUUAUUUUUGGAGAAUGCAAGUGGAUUCUAUCUCCAGUUUCUACAGCUGGUCUGUACAACAUUUAAAUUAGACUUACCAUUCAGACGUAAAUCAUCAGCUUAUGGUGUAAUGAAAGAAAAAUGUCCUCUUAAAGCCAAGAUAAAUCCGCCUACUAAGAACUCUUGUCUGUAUAUUUGUCAACAUUGUUUAGUACAUCUUGGUGAUAUUGCUCGUUAUCGACAGCAAAUUGACCAAGCUAAGACUUACUACAGACAUGCAGCCAAUCUAGUUCCACAAAAUGGACAGCCAUAUAAUCAGAUGGCAAUUCUAGAAGCUGCCCGAGGAAAUAAACUUUUAACUGUCUUUUAUUAUAUAAGAAGUUUAGAUGUCCGACAUCCAUUUCCUGUAGCUGCUACGAAUUUAGAAAAGUUCUACACAAAAUUAGCUAAGGAUGUUGUGGAUUACAAAGGAAAGUUGUCUAUGACAGAAGUAAUAAGUGUGUUUCUACAGUUUCAUGCCUUAGUGCAUUUAACUGCAGAUUUAACCAAAGCUGGUAUAUUAAAGGAGAGAUUGUUAACAAGUCUACCAGCACAUAUUACAUCACAAAGUUUUCAUACCAGUUUAUUGUUACAGUUUGUUACUGUAACAAUAUUCUCUGUUCAUCAUGCUAGAAAUGAUCCCGGAGAGGAUGGAAAUUUUGGUCCGGCAGCAAAAGCUAUACAGUUCUGUCGAGAUGAAGAGAAGAGUUAUGAACUGGUUUUUACUUUCAUCUGUGGAUUAUUAGAGAGUCUAGUACAGAAUACACCUAAACAAGAACAGAAAGCUAGAGAAUUCUUUACGCUACCUGCUAUUAAAAUUAUACUGGACUGGUUGAGUUUAAAUAAUGAUCUGAUCUCUACUAUACCGUCUUCAAAUUUAUGGAGUCAUCUGGCCAAGUUAUUGAAUAAUAUUCAGUCAUCACCAGACAAGGAAAAUGUAGAUUUAUCAAAAUAUGGAGAACAACCCUUACCAGAAGAUGUUGAUUUAAGAUGUUUUAGACCAAUUGAAAAAUGCCAGAGUACACUAAGUUAUAGUAAGUUUUCUCUUGAUAAUGUACCAUCAAAUAUUGAAGCUCAGUUAAGAUGUCAGAGAUUGGUGGCUCAUGGGAAAAAAAUUGCUCAAGAAUUAACAGGGAACAAGGUUUUAACAUGUCAGACAGGUAAAACCGGUAAACUUGAAUUUCACUCUACAGUUGUGGCUAAAGGUACACCUACUCAACCAUCAGAGAAAAAAAGUGGUCGACAAAAUAUUGCCAUGCAGACAAUUUACCAGAAACAUGGACAAAAGAUGGGUGGUGGCGAUGUAAAUAAAAAGUUGGAGGUUGUGACUACAGAGAACACGACUUCAGGUCAAAGGUCACCAAAAUAUAUUUUAGGCAUACCUACCACUGAACCUCAGUUUAUGAGACAUGGCGGUCAGGGCAGACUGAACCAAAGUCAACUCCCUCCUCGACUACAGAAUCAACAAAAUCAACAAAAUCAUCAACAACAACAACAAUUUAACAACCAAACAUCAAAUGUUACUUCACCACCUGCAGAAGAAGCAUCUCUAUCACCAGGUAGUAACUAUGGUUACAGGAACCCUACCAACAUGUCUGUACAAAGAGGACAAUUUCAAGAUGUCUCCAGUCCACCAAAGCACGAUUCCAGCCCCAAUCAUCCACCACAAUAUAAUAUGGUUCCUGGUAUGUCACCAUACCAACAAGAACAUUUCAGAAUGUCUUCACCAGCCCAAGGUCAAGGUCAGACCUACAGUGAAAGUCAAAAUAUGCCACCUAUGGCUACAGGCCAGAUGCGAAUGCCACAUAUGAUGCCACCUAAUCAGAACCUGGGACCUAUGACUCCACCACCCAACCUUCAGCUACUUAAUGCUAUCAAAAUGGCAGCCAUGGGGCCAAAUGCUGCUAAAGGAAUAAUGGGAAUGAAUCAAGCAGGAGUACCAAAUGUUCCAGGAAUAAUGCCACCACACAUGAAUUAUAAUCAAGGAUCUGAUCUCCCUCCAGGACCAACAACAAUGCAACAGAGAAUGAUGAAACCAGGCCAGAUGUUGCCAAAUUUCCCGGCCUUCUCUAAUGUGAAUUAUGUGGGAACUACCCCUUCUAGUGGUGGAUCUCGACAACCUGCUCCUAACAACAUGCCUAGAUUUGUUACCAGUGAAUCUAUGUUACAAAGUGGAAAAAGUAUGAUGGCUGGAUAUUCACCUCUUACUAUACAACCUCCAAAACAAAAUAUUAUAGAUUCACGGCUGACAUCAACAUUUCAAGGUCAUGCUGAGGGAACUCCUAAACCUGAGAAUAUGGCUGUUGAGAAAAGAGAAAUAGAGAGUCUGGUUGUAACAACAGUAGCACCACCUACACAGCCUGGAGUUUAUUCUUUAUUUAGUAGUUCAACCCCAUGGUCUGUCUCCUUACCAACAGCUAGUGACUCAAAAAGUGUAGGUUCAUCACCAUUUUCUUCAGCUGCUAGUAGUAUGAGGAAUUCACCAGAACAUCAGUCAGACUUUACACCAGGUGGUGCACCUAAUAACCCUACUAUACCGUCUUCUAAACAAACUUCAAACAUGUCUGCUUCUCCUAAUUAUGAUCCAAGUCCUAGAUUUAAUACACCAAGUGAGAACUGGAAUCAGCAAGUUACCAUGAUGAUGGGAGAUGGUUCGAGUCACAUGGUUGGUACAUCGAGUACAAAUCAUGCUCCACCACGAUAUGUCCAAAAUAAUAUGCAGAUGUUUUGGACCAACCAAGGAAAUCAAGGCAUGUCGCCUUUGGAGAAACUACUAGAAAUGCAGAAACAACGCCAGAAUGAUCCACACUGAAGGAAGGAUGGAAUUGCGAGAAAUGGUUCAACUUACAUAAAAUGACUGUUCACUGUUGACUAUCUAGUGACAGUUAAAUCCAUUCUACUUCUAAAUGUGGCCAGAAUUUCACCAACAACAUCCUCUUAAUUCAUCGUUUGAGUGAUUCAAGAAAUAUUGACAAAAAAUGGCAAUGAUUUAUGGGAAAGGAACGAAGAUCAAAUGAAACAGCUUUGGUACCAAAGUUGGUACCCAUGUUCACCAAAAGUGAAUGUAAAAAAACGGUACCGAAAGUGAUUUGUUUUUAGAGUGAUGUUUUGGUUAUGAAUUUUGGAAUUAGAAGUGUAGCGCUGUAUAAUGAAAUACAUAUAUAAUGUGAAUAUAGAUAUUGAAAUGAUAUUUAUAAUAUAUAUAUACACCGUAAGCUACUCAAAUAAAAAGCUGACUUUAAAAUGAUUAUGUCUCGGGUACAACAUAUAACAAACUCUUAUUUGGUUAUGGUAUGAGACAUUACAGUGAUGUAUAUAAUCAUACUAAAGCUUAUGUUUGAUUAAAAUAUUUUGUAAAUAAGCAUGACAAGAUUUCCCGGAAUUUUAAGUCUCAUUAUAUUAAAAAAUAGAAAAGAAGAAACAAAGAAAUUGUUGAAAAAAAUGAAAAUAAAAUUCAUUUUUAUGUGAUAAGUACAUAUAGUGUUUUAUGUAGCUUGAAAAAAUGUGAAUAUGCUUGAAAAUUAUCUUUAGUUAAAAAGUCCUUAAUGUGUUAAGAUUGAUGAUUGUGCUGUUUGGUUUAAUGGGGGUUUUUUUUUUCAGCCAACAGACGCUUAAUAAAUUCCCUUUUUUUUUUUUUGAAACGUGGUAAAAAUUAUUAACCCAUAUAUGCACAUAUUUGCUGAUUAUUUUGUAAAUUACUGUUUUCUCAAAAAAGUGCGUAUUGAUAAUUGCAGUGGCUGAUAUUAUUGUUAGCUGGUGGCCUGAAGAAAGAAAUAGAGAUUUUUCAACCCUGUGGUUAGCUUUUGAAAGUUUAAGAAUCCGGAGAAUUGCAUGGAUCAUAACUUGUCUGAAGUUUAAUUGGUUGUUAAAAUGAAUGAGAAGUUUUCAGUAAUGUAUAUCUGUAUUAUUAGGAUGUUAAGGUACCAGUUUAAAGGAAUGAAUGAACAUUCUCUAUAAAUUUGAAACUUUGAGACUAAUAAUGUGAGUGAUGGACUGAUUAAAGUGACACUCCCUCCAAUCUGAGCACAAAAUGUUUGUUGUUUUUGUCACCUGGAUACUAAAGUGAUCAUUACGCUUUUCGAAUAUUAAAAUAAAUCAUUCAAGCAAUUAAAUGAAAAGAGCUCACAAUAUAGAUUUGUUUUAUGAAUUUUGUGUUAAACUGAUUUUGAUCUCAAAAAAACAUGGAUGUUAAUAUUUGAAUAUAUCUGGAUAUACAAAGCUUAAAAUUUGUCACUUUAAUGAUAUAUAUUCUGUAGUUUUAAAUUUGCACUAGAGCCUCACUCUAGUGUGGUUCAGUAUAAGGUUGGGUGUAGAAUAGCAUCUGGUAUUAUUAUUGGGGGUUACGAUUAUCAAUCUGAAACUGUUGAAAUUGACAGCAUCACAAUUGAGUGACACAGAAUUGAACCUUGUCACAAUUUUAACAAUUCUAAAAAUAGAUGUGGUGUGAGCAGAUUCAUGAUACAAUCAAACAUUUCUGCUAUGGAGCAUAACUGGGGUUAUAUCAAAGCAGUGGCCCCCCUUGGGAUAUAGUUAAACACAUAUACACUGUUUAUGUUAAGACAUAAAAAUUAAUGGUUAAAUGUAUGUUUUAAAACAUUCAAGUAUGGAGACAUUUUAUGAAAAUAUAUUAUGUUUAUUGAAAACUGUGUGAACUUAAAGAUACCUUCCUAUGUACAAACUGUUUGAUUUGAUGAUGUAUUUUUUGGAUUAAAAAUAUAUUCAAACUAUCAAAAGUUUGCUUCGAUUCCCUCUCAAGACAUUUUAAUCACAAGAACUACAACAAGCCAUAAAAAUCUAUUUUAAGCACUCUUAAAAUGUUGAGUGGACAACAAGCCAACAGAUUCCAGUUAGUGAUCCUUUUCAAUUUUUAUCCAAUGUGUGUCCCAUGGAUGUUUUUCAGGGAAUCCAAAAUUUUCUAGUAAGAUUGGGUGUCUACUUUUUGUACAUACCAAAUUUGAAAACUAUCAUGGGAAUGUAUCUUUAAGUAAAGGCCCAAAUCCAUAAAUCUAUAUUAAAUGUAAUGUGAGAUAUCUUACAAUACAGUUAUGGAAGUUAGUCUUAUAGUAGACUUAGCAUAGAUUUAUGCAUAUUGGGCUAAAAUAUUAUUUUGGUGGUAAAGAUAUCUAAAGUUGCUCAGGCCAAUAUUGUUUAUUUGUGUAUUAAGUUUAGAAUUGCCUUUGCGAAAAUGGAAAACUAAGUGAGGAUAGUCUAUAAUCUUAAAAGAAAAUUGACUGUUACAAACUAAAACCUUUAAAUAUUUCAAAUUUUCAAAUAAAGGAUGAGUUCUAUUAAUUGUAACCGCAAAAAUUGUAUUUUACAGGAUGGUUUAUUUUUUAUGUAUGUUUUGAAAGUAUCUAAGACUUGGAUACAACCUUUAAUUUGCAGAUGCACAGGCAGUAUGUAGAAAAAUUUCUAAAACUCAGUACCAUUAUAUUAGAACGUGGGAUUGUUGAUGCAUAAAUGUAAUGUGAAGUGAUACUUACAUCUUUACAAAAAUAUCCGGCCUGUAAGAACAUAUUUUAGUUUGGAAUAUGUAUAACAGUUCAUGUAAAUCUAUAAGUAAUGUUUCAUCAAUAUUGUUAUAUAAGUUGUAUAGAAUGGUAUGAUAAUACAGCUUGAAUGACACACAUA